Molecule: messenger RNA, 4714 nt
Organism: Oryzias latipes (Japanese medaka)
Lineage: Eukaryota; Metazoa; Chordata; Actinopteri; Beloniformes; Adrianichthyidae
Gene: prr35
Product: proline rich 35
Source: RefSeq, a predicted model, not a curated record
UGGCUUAUAAAUAUUUAAUAAAAACCCAAACUUAAAAUCAAAGAUCAACAUUAAGACUAUGAAGUCACCAAAACUGAAACCAGAGAGAAUCAAAAGCCAGCUAAGUAACAAAUCUGACAGUACUGAAAACGAUAGCUCCCAUUGACUUGGAUAAGUAAAAAAAAAAAAAACUUUAAAGCUAUAGGUUAAUAUCAAUAAUAUCUGGUGGAAAUAGAGGAAAGCUGAAAACCGCAAAACAAAAAAAAACAAGAUAAAACUAAAGAAGAUUUACAAAAACUUUAAAGAACAAAAAGCAAGAGAGAAAAAAUGACUGAAGAAGAAUAAAUCGAGAGAAACUUUUAAGUAUGUAAAGAAUUAGGAUUGUCUUAGUUGCUCAGAAAAAUAAAACUAAUAGGCUUUUAUUUUGAAUCUGUAAAAGCGUCAUUACCUGUGACGCCUGCUCUAUAUAUAAAAAACAAUGUUUUUAUAGUUGAUAUGAUUUUAAAUCCUCUCUAUCAUGAAACGUUUACAUUUCUGCUGUUUGACAACCAAAGCUCCACGCAAAUGAGGUCAGAUUUUUAUUGGACUGUUGUUCUCUUCAUGAACUUCUUGCAUCUUUUUUUUUCUGGACAUCUUUCCUUGACGGCUCAGGAAAAAAACAUUUAAAAAGUGAUCAGAAGUGUGGAAAAAAAAAAAAAAAAAUGAAGAGAUUUCUAGAAAAUAUCUCAGAAAUAACUUUGAUCUUUGAUCCCUGUAAUAAAGUAAAACAAUAAAGACAAAGUGUCGUUAAAGUGACUCAUUUUUUUGAGCAUUAUUGAGUAAAUGGAUUCUGUUUUUUUUUCUCUGAAAAUAUUUUCUCUCUGACCUGAAAAAAGGUUAUGCCUCCACAGCGUUGGAUCUUUCUCUGUUUCUCCAGCAUCUCCUUCUUCUUGGCUUCUUCCUCAUGUCACAGUGCACUCCGUCGUUCCUCCUGAUUUACCAGACAACCUCUUCCCCCUGCUGUCACAUUUGGUACAGAUGGUUAAGCUCUAUGGAGUAGCCUGUCAGUCUCCAUUUGGCCGCCUGCAUGUGACAGCAGGCCCGAUGGCUCGUGAAGGGCCUCCGACCCGGGCAGCCACGGGAGAGAAACGGAGAACCUGGAGCUGACCCAAGAGCCAGAGUGGUGGAAGGACAGGAGGUGGAGGCUGGGAGAUUAGGGUUGGAUUAAGAAGUGAGAUGAGAAAAAAGGGAAAGGAAGGGCGAAACAACAAACAGACAUAACAGAGAAAGAAGGCAAAAAAUAGAAAAAGGCAGGAAAAACAGACUCCAACCUUAAAACCAAUAUUAAUUUCCAGAUAUUUUACACACACUAUUGGCUAAACAGAACUCUGAUUAUGAAAAAAAAAGUAAAAGUAAAUGACGAAAUUAGAACAGUUAUGAUGCAUUUAACCCAUUUUAAAACAUAUUUCGUUUGAUUGCAUUUAAGUUUGAUGGUACGCUAAAAAAACGAUUUUAUUUAUUUAUUUAUUUUGUUUAAUGUGAUCUAAACAUCAUAAGUUCUUUGUUGUUUCUACGUUAUAUUUGUUCGUCUGUAGAAAAUAUUGCAACACUUGUUCAUUUAUCUGUCUUUCUGCAUAACUGAUCCUAUAAUGAUCUCAUCUUGAUAGCAAAAUAAACAGCAGAGAUACCCCCCACCCCCCACCCAUGUGGGAAUUAACCCAACCAUCAUCACAUCUGAGCUCCCUAAUAACAUGAAGCCAUCACUGCAUCACCUCUGCCAGUAAUGUGGAAGUUCCUGUAUUGUAUCCUGGCUGCAAGGUAGAAACCACGUUUGACAAUCCAAAUGGGGGGUGAGGGGGGGUACAUGCAGGAGAGGGAGAGCUGCUGUAUUGUAGCGCCUCAGGGCAGCGCUCCAAGUCAAUAUAUAUCUCCACAGUCGUGUCUGCGCUCCCAUUUGAGCGGGACGUGCUGCCCUGCUGCCACUGCUGCCGAGGAGUGACAGACAGCUACAACCGGACGCUCUCUAGAACUCUUUUUGUAAACGGAGGCAAACAGAAUUUUCAUCUGAGGUUUUGGCGCAAGUAAUCAAGACUUUGAAUGUCAAUUCAUGCAGGAAACAAAGGAAGAACCUGCUUCAGUUGAAAUGCACGUUAACAAAACAGAAGAAUCUAGACGUUUGGCGUAAAAAUUGACUGCCUCCACAAACGUUGUUUUAAAACCAGACCUUCAUCAUGUCCAAGGACGACAUCUGCAAAGUGACGUCUGCUAGCAAACACAAGGAGCGCAAGCCCAAGAAGCCCCAUUACAUUCCUCGACCAUGGGGGAAACCCUACAACUACAAAUGCUUCCAGUGUCCUUUUACCUGCAUGGAGAAGUCCCACCUGUACAAUCACAUGAAGUACAGCCUCUGUAAGAACUCCUUGUCCCUACUCAUUGAGUCAGACUGGCCGUACAAGAAAGGCAACAUCCUGCACCCUGAUCAGCUGCGACCCUUCCAGCAGGCACACGGCCUCCACGUUGGUAGGAAAGAUGAUGUGGAGCAGUCGGUGCACAGUGAGGAGAAGUCUGGGCAACGGAGGUCUGUAGAGGCAGAGGGGGAGAGCAGGGAGAUUCACAGAGAGGAGGAAGAAGAAGAGGGAGGGCAGGAAGAGCAAGUUGAAGUCUCUGGGGUCACCAAGAAAAUGUUUAGCAGAGGGGAUGCCGCAGACGGCAGCACCAGGUUCAAGGAGCCAGUUUCCGAGCUUUUGAUGAGUGACGUGCUAUCUUUAGAAGAUCAGCUGUUCCGCGCGCGCUCUGUAGAAGUAGAAGCCCACCUCAGACACCAGAAGUUGCCGAAGACGUGUCUCAGCACUCCCGGGCUGCUUUCAGAGCACUGGCGGCUACUAGCAUCCAGCCACAUGAAAACCAAAGCAGAAGGUGCUCCAGCUCGAGUGAGUGGUUCAAUACCCUGUUACCCUCCUCCACCCACCCUGGUUGACUACCAGGACCCUGCUGGACUCAACCUUUCAAUGUUCGGAGUGGGUUACCCCAUUAGCCCCAGCCUUUUCUCUUACGUGAAUUCAGCUCUGCCCGGUGCAGCGUCCAGCAUCAGCUCUCAGUCCCACGCACAGCUCACCCAGCUUCCCUUCCUCGCAUCAGCCACUCAGCUGAUGCACCCAGCCUCCACCGCACACACAGACAGAACCAUCAUCCCUUCUCGCCUCUACCCCUUCUUGUGCGAACACGCAUUCGGACCUGCUUCCGCUCCGAAUGAAGCCAGCAAACCCCCUAAGACUUCCACUAACUGUUUGGACGUGGGUCCUUUGUCCGGCUUUCAGCCAAAAGUCAAUCUGUGGAAGGUGCCCGCUUUGAUGCCAGGGAACACCGUGUCCCCAGCAAGUUGGGUGUCUUCUCAGAGAGACUCUCCUGAUCAAAACUGCAGGCUGGAAGAAAAAGUGCAGACGGCUGCCAAGGAAAGCAAAGCAAGCCAGGGUCUCAAGAGGACAGGAAGUGCGCUGAGAAUUCAGGAGACACCACCAGAGAAGAAGUCAACCAUGGGCUUUGCUGUCAACCUUCUGAAAAACAUUCAGACUGCAACGACUGACAAACUACUCUACCGAAGCAGUCUGCAGGAUGCUCAACUCCAGGUCCGGUCCAGUGAACUGUGGUGCAACAAUCCUCUUACAAGCCCCAAUAGUGAAAGUAUCUUUCUAUCACCUGCUGGGAAAACAAGCACCCAAGACUCGAAUACCGCCGACAGAAUAAAGGAAGGAGCUUCUGAGUCCGUGGCUGCUCUCCUCACCAAUCUCUCCAAGGCGCUGCAGGAGUAUCAGGAGGCCGAGCACAAGAUCUCCCACCUAGAAAAGGAGGACCUUAGUGCUCAGCGGCACCUUUGGGAACACCUCAGCAAAAUCCGCAGCGAGCUAUCUCACAUCCACCAGGCACUGGAGAGGUCAGCUGUCCAGAGUGAUGGACCUCUUGACCUGUCGGUUAAGAGGGACUCGACAGACUCGGCUGGUGAGCAGAUUGCACAGGAGAACGCCGGCCUUCAAGACAACACAACUGAUACGGAAGAGGAGGAGGAUGAGGAGCUGGACGAGAAAAAAGAGGAUGAGGAUGAGAACGACAGGAAGGCGUUGAGGGCUUCACUGGAAAGUCGGAAGCAGUCACUGGACAUGCUGAUCAAGAUCAGUCAGGCCUCAGUGGUAAACACAGACGUUCUCUCUCCGGGGGGCCUUGGCCUGAGGCCGGCUGAGGCCUUGUGGCCGAGCAGAACCACCAAGUGUGAGGCCGACUCCAGCGUCCUGCUGUGUCCCGACGGUCGAUCGGUCAUGUUCACUGACAUCCCCUCCUCUAUCAAACCUCAAAAGAGAUCGCCAUCAAUACACCGCCUGGAGUCUCAGUGUCCUCUGAGCCCGCUGGCUGUUCCUGACAGCUAAAUUCCCGACACUCCCACAGGACAGAAAACACACAGUUGGUCAAUGUACUGUCGUCUUUCUCACACAUUUGAUAUCCACUGGCUGGAAGAACUCUUUCAUGUGUCUCCACAAAAGAAAUGUGCACCUUAAAAGACAAACAGAGAAUGAAUAGAAAAGUAGGACAGAUUUUUUUUUUGUAACACACCGAGGCGUUGAUUGUUCAAAGACAAUCAAUACUGGGAUACGAAGACAAUCAAUACUAGGAUUGACUAAUCUUGUAAAUAUUGCAAAUGUGUAUAUUGUUCCCUUAAAGGGUAACAUGUUUCUAAAAAAAAUGAUGUGAUGUACAUUUUACUUAA